Messenger RNA from Paralichthys olivaceus (Japanese flounder), 4390 nucleotides. RefSeq names its product calcitonin receptor-like 2 (gene calcrl2). Gene Ontology annotation, cellular component: plasma membrane. The record is from RefSeq and is a predicted model, not a curated record. Gene Ontology annotation, molecular function: calcitonin receptor activity; adrenomedullin receptor activity; calcitonin gene-related peptide receptor activity. NCBI's taxonomy places the organism in Eukaryota, Metazoa, Chordata, Actinopteri, Pleuronectiformes, Paralichthyidae. Gene Ontology annotation, biological process: adenylate cyclase-activating G protein-coupled receptor signaling pathway; angiogenesis; cell surface receptor signaling pathway.
CAGUGUUGACAGAGGGGUAGCAUGAGACACUUCUCUGCUCGGAACAUGCAAGCAUGGAGAUAUUUGGAGGAAAAGUCAAUCUGACAACUCACUCACUGAGAAGAGACAUGUGGAGGACUCUAACUCUUUCACUUCUAGUUGUGCUGGUGCUGGGCACAGAGGUGUCCCAGUGUGAGGAUGUUGAGUCUGUGGCAGCUGUUGAAACAGGGGUGCCAAUACAGCAGGAGAAUUCCAGCAACAUAUCCACAGUUCUUGGAAAGUCCCAACACCAGAUCCUGGCUGCUCAGUUUGAGUGUUACCUGAAGAUCAUCUAUGAUCCACCAAGAAACAAAACAGGUGCUUACUGUAACCGUACGUGGGAUGGCUGGCUGUGCUGGGGGGAUUCAGAACCUGGGCCCAAGAUGCAGAUGUGUCCUGAAUACUUUCAAGAUUUUGACCCAGCUGAGAAGGUUACCAAAGUGUGUAAUCCUGAUGGCCAGUGGUUCCAUCAUCCAGUGAGCAACCGAGUCUGGAGUAACUACACUCAGUGUCAGGCCUACACCAAAGACAAACUCAAGUUUGCCAUCAGUCUCUACUACAUGUCCAUGGUGGGUCAUGGUUUGUCCAUUGUCUCGCUGAUUAUAUGUCUGAUCAUCUUCUCCUACUUCAAGAGUCUCAGCUGCCAGAGAAUCUCCCUCCACAAGAACAUGUUUCUCUCCUUCAUCUUGAACUCCAUUGUCACCAUAAUGUGGCUCUCACUCACAGCAUCCAAUGACCAAACCACAAACACCAGCAACUCCGUGAGCUGUAAGGUCCUGGCUGUGCUCACUCUGUAUGCAUCUACUUCCAAUUACUUCUGGAUGCUGUGUCAGGGCAUCUAUCUCCACACACUCAUCAUAGUGGCCGUGUUUGUUGGGGAACAGCAGCUCUUCUGGUACUAUGUACUGGGUUGGGUGUUUCCCAUCGUUCCUGCAGCAACAUAUGCUGUGGCUCGCGGACUCUACUUUAACGACAAGUGUUGGAUCAGCUCACACACUCAUUUGCUGUACAUCAUCCAUGGGCCCAUUCAAGCUGCACUGUUUGUGAACUUAUUAUUUCUCCUGAACAUCGUCCGAGUUCUGAUCACCAAGCUGAAGGUGACCCACUGUGCUGAGUCCACCACCUACAUGAAGGCAGUUCGAGCCACCCUCAUCCUCAUCCCUCUGCUGGGAGUCCAGUUCAUCCUUUUACCCUGGAGGCCAGAAGGACGCAUUAGCCGCGCCAUCUAUGAUUUCUUUGUAAAUAUCUUCAGCAACUUCCAGGGACUCUUGGUGGCAAUUAUAUUCUGUUUCUGCAAUAAUGAGGCCCAGGCAGCACUGAAGAGGAAAUGGGCUCAGCGGAAGUUUGCCAGGGGCAAAAGUGGCUGGGGAGAAACACCCAUCACCAGCAACCACUUUAACUCCCACACCAACUCCUCCAUCACAGAGAUGAGCCGCGCCACCAUCAGCUUGGAACAGCCUGCUGCUGCGACUUCUGGAGAAAAUGAAAGCAGCAUCUCCCUGUCCAACGGGCAGAAAAAGAAUAACACCUGCAACAAUGGGGAGGUUGACAUCCUCAAAGAGGUGGAGACCACCGACAUCUGACCGGAGGUGACAGAGAAAGACAGGUUGCAGGAAACAGAGGUUGCAGGUAUAUUUUCAAAAUAAAGGUUAACUGAUUUGGACAGUGUACAUAAUAUCUGAAGAGCACUUAAUGUUCACACAAGCACACACACAUUUUUACUGCAACUUUUUUAGGACUUGUAAGAACUGAGUAGAUAACUGAAAUAUAUCAUGGUGUUGUAUAAUCACAGCAUAUGACUAUGUUCUGUUGCUGGAUUAAUGUAUUUAAGUUACUUUUGUAUGACUUUUUGACAUUGGUUCAUAAUAUAGUACAAUGCAGAAAUAAAUAUUUUCUGCUAAAACAGAGAAACUGAAAACCAGUACAACACAUAGAGAGGAUACAUUGAAUUUGCAUAAACUCAAUUGGCAGAGGCUUUUGUGUGGGAUAACACUGAAUACGAAAUCUGUUCAAUAAGACAAAGAGCAAAAAGAGCAGGACAUUGGAUGCAUGAUGCAAGUGUGAGUAGGUGUUAGAGGUGUGUAAGGAGAAGAGGUACUUUAGGAAUAGACAAGUUGUCAAGAGGUUCUUGAAAGUGGAGCGGGACACUGCAGCUCUCAAAGCAUUUAAUAGCUCUUACCACAGUCAGAGUCUGGACUGUGAGUUGCGUGCAGUAAUGGACAUGCCAGAAGAAGAAGUGCUAAGUGGAGGUUAAUGAGGUGGAGUAACAUGCCAUCUUUUAGGCAGAUUGAAGACCAGACACUGCAUCUUGGACCAUCUGUAAUUGUUUCACUGUGUGUGAAGGCAGACUCAGUACAAGGGCUUGUAGUGGUAAGUAGUUGAGGUAAAGUUUAACCAAGGUCUCAACCAAGAGGAAUGAAGGCCUGAUUUUUUUUAUGGUGUUGUACAGUGGAAAGUGGCAUGACCAGGAAAAAGAUGCAACAUAAUCAGAAGAGGAUAACUCGUCAUCAGUCAUGACACCCAGGUCAGUUGACGCUGGUGUUUCUUGUAGAUACUGUAUGUCUGAGAGUAACAUGAGAAGCCUUGUAAGCAAAUCACUGGACCCAGGGGGGUGCAGUGUAAUGCAGAGAGAGGGGGCCCCAGCACAGAGCCUUGGAGCACCCCUUUGGGAUACAGACAUUGUCUGUUAAGUUUGACUCAAACAAAGAAUGCAAUGUUUCCCUGGAUGUACAUAUCAGAGAAUACGAAUAGCAGGAUGUGGUGGUUCGCCUUGAGCUGCCCUUAGGGCCACAGAAAACAGAAGUGUUUCAGUGGUGCAACCGCUCUUAGAGCGUGACUGAUUCGGCUCUAGAGGUCACUCUGAGGAAGUAAUUCUCAGAUCUGUUAAAAAACCACACUUUCAAUAGCAUCAGAUAAGAAUUAAUCAACAAGGCCAACCAAUAGUUCUCAACUUGAGCAGAGGUCAAGGCUUUUAGAGCAGAGGUGUUACUAAAGCCUGCAAACAUACAGUUAGAAAUCCUCCCAAAGCAAAUGAAGCAUUUAUCAUAUGUGUGAUUGCUGGUACCAUGAUAGGAGUUAUGGCUUAGAGGAGGUUGGUAGUAAUGGAUUUAAGCAGACAUGUGAAGGAAUGCAGUGUCGAUACUGUGUUUUCAGUAAGUAGUGAAUAAAGGAAAUUAUCUGUUAUGUUUAUGUGGCAGCUGCUCUGUCUUUAGAGAAUUGACUUGUGAUUGCAUCCAUCUUUUGAGCAAAGAAACAGGCAAAAUGUAUCGACUGAGUAAUUGUUAAGUUAGAUAAUGAAAAAACCACAGCAAGCCUUUGCUAAGUCUAAAAUCUAUUUACUGAUUUAUAUCUCCGUAAUAACAAAUACAAAUCAGGCCAUUCAGUGAGUUGCAUAUAACUAAAUUAGACAGCAGCAUUGAGGAAUGAGAGAAUAAAGUACCCAGCUGAACACAGAGCAGCAGUUUCUCAUAGGAAAACAGAUAUACAAUUAUACAGUUCAUGUCUGGGGUGUAGGUAUGGGCUGUAAAUAAUAAUAAAAAAAACAAUAACUAAAAUUUAAAAAGUACUAUGUUAAUGAAUCUGUUGGGUAAAUCAAAGCUUCAAAGGCAUAAAAUUAAGGUUUUAUAACAACCUUUCUCCAACAGUUUUCUUGCAGACCUGAAAACACGUUUUUUUCCACAACUUCACUGCUCUUGUAUUUAUUGUACUUUGUUUUUUUAAGGCACCAACAUUGGACAGAGAUGUCAUAUCAUUAUUGAAUUGUUAAACUAGUUCUUGGCAGUUAAAUGUUAAGUUUGGACACUGAACAGAGGAAAAGUUUUAUCUCCUCCUUAUCAAGUUCAUGAUCACUAUGUUUGCUUUGACAGAUAUGAAUUAUACGAUGUUGAAAGGGCUUUUAUGCUUUCUGUACACAGCUUACAGAUUGUAGCCUAAUGUAUCAAUAACAUUUUUGGAAGUACCAAAUAUGCAUGUUAAGUAGUGUGUAUUGAAUUAUAAGCCUGGUCUGCUCCAAACCUAUUUACUUUACCUGGAACUAGAUCAUGUGUUAGACAUUCGAGUUAUAACGCUAAUUUUAAGUGUCAGUAGGCGCUAUGGAGUGAAAGACAUAAAACAUAGAAGUGGUUUAUGGAAUAAUCUAUUUUGAGCUGUGGGUGCACUUAUUUAUAAUUUACCACACUUUCAUUCAUUAUUAUUGUAAUAUAACAAUACAUCUUAAUCUAUUAUGAAGCUUUAAUGCGAUGAAAAUGUAGAGCUACACAUUUUGAAAUACAUUUUGAAACGUUUGGCUGAGGAUAUAUUUCCAGACACAGGACUGUGCCAAAUUGGUCUGAGAAACAAGUGGUGUUUUUUCUAUUUAACACCACUUUAAACA